Aspergillus chevalieri is the source of this 180-nucleotide messenger RNA. RefSeq lists its product as uncharacterized. The coding region runs from base 1 to 180 and encodes 59 amino acids. NCBI's taxonomy places the organism in Eukaryota, Fungi, Ascomycota, Eurotiomycetes, Eurotiales, Aspergillaceae. The record is from RefSeq and is a predicted model, not a curated record. The transcript has a single exon.
AUGGCGUUCCUAGCAUCGCUUAAGAUCGUCAAGGUUGAGUUGCCCUCGCGCCAUACCUCUCCCUCCUAUGAGUACGAGGAAAAGGAGAAUGUUGACGAGGGCUGCGACCUGGAUGAGAAGAUGGGUGAGGUUAAUGAGGCUGAGGUUGAGGCGGACAGAAUCCUUGUCAGUAUCGCUUAG